Rotaria socialis is the source of this 348-nucleotide messenger RNA. The record is from the annotation of a GenBank genome assembly. Lineage: Eukaryota; Metazoa; Rotifera; Eurotatoria; Philodinida; Philodinidae.
AUGAUUAAUGGUCGUUAUUUUGUGGAAAUGUGUCCAAAACAUUGUUCACUAUGUAAUAUAACAUCAGAAUGUGGUCGAUAUAAAUUAUGUCGAAAUAAUGGUAAAUGUUUUCAAGAUGAAUAUGGUACUUAUCAAUGUAUGUGUUCAUCGUCAAAGUCGUCGUAUGGUACAUUAUGUGAAUAUCGACGAACAUGUUUAAAUAAUCCAUGUUCAUCAAAAAACGAAUACUGUAUGCAAAUUUUGAGUGAAAAUUAUAUUUGCUUAUCGAAACAAAUUAAAGAACAAAUAUAUAUUAUUCUAAAUUCAACUUCUAGAAAUAAUUCUAAAAAUAGCCAAAGGGCAAAUUAA